AUGGCAGCUGGGCCACUUCGACUCUUCGUGCGGGAUGCUCGGGGUCAGGAGCCGGUCCCUCGCCUGGUGGCCGCGGUGCCUCGCAGCGGGCUCUCGGUGGCCAGGCUGGCCGAUCGGCUGCGAAGUCUUUUGGGUGAGCAGACCGCCUUCGGCUUGGCCUUAGCCGGGAAAGUCCUGGGCCCGAACGCCCCGGCGCGCAGCGUGCUUUACGACGGCGCUGUCGUUGACGUUGUUGCCGACCUUGAUUUGAAGGGAGCUUUGGGCGGCCAGGAUACCUCGGAGCCACUCCACACGCCGGCAGAGCCCGCCAAGAAGCCGGAGAAGGUUCAGGUGACUGCGGCGCCGGUUCGGCGAACGCGCUUGGACUUCUUAACACCUUCGUUGCGGCGUCAGCUUUUCGAUCCACCUCCUGCCCCACCAACGGUCAGCGAGACCAAGGCGCCUAAGCCGAGUGAGGCGGUGGAGGAGAAGGGAGCCUUUGAGGAACCUCGUGAGAAGGUUGGUCUCAAACUCGUCGCGGAUCGGGCACCUGGUGAGCUCCGCUGGCGCCUGGCCGUGGCCGACGAAGCGCGGAGGAGCUUCGCCGCACACCUUCCUCAGGCUCUGGACCCUGGCCAAGCGGCUCGCUUCCUUGCCGAAGCCAUCGGGAAGGUGGACUGGCAGCAGCCGGAAGGCCGCUGGGGCCCCAUCCCCCGCAAGACGGCCUGGCUCACCUCGGGCGGCUGCCGCUGUCGCUACGGCUACGGCGGGCUGCGGAUAGGGUCCGAGCCCUUCCCGGAGUGGCUGAAGGAGGUCACUGCCCUCUGCAUGCCCUUGUGCGGCCUCCCCGAGGAGAAGGAUUGGCCCGACAGCUGCAACCUGAACCUCUACGAGGAUGGCGAUCACUCCGUCGGUUGGCAUGCAGACGACGAGUUCCUUUUCCAAGGAAAGUUUACCGACUGUCUCAUCAUAUCCCUGUCCUUGGGCGGGACGCGCUGGUUCGAGCUCAAGACAAACGGGGAGCCCUUUGAGAUGCACCGAGUGCUCCUGCGGUCAGGAGAUCUCUGCACUAUGGAGGGCCUCAUGCAGAAGCACUACAGUCAUCGGGUGCCCAAGGAGCGACAAUCCUGCGAAGCGCGGGUGAACCUGACCUGGCGCUGGAUCGCCAGCCACGAGCCGCGCUGCGGCAUGCAGCCAACCGUGGACAUGAGGAAGAGACAUGCCCCGGUGAGCCAAGAUCCCGGAUUCCGCCCUAAGCGGCCGAAGACUGAGGCGCAGCCAGCGGCGCCCCGCCGCAAGCGCCCGGCCAGAGCCGUGGAGACGGACAGGGAGAAGGUGCUCGCGAUGCCGGCCGAGGUGAGGGCAAGAUGGCUCGCCGAUGCCAUGAAAGCUGUGGCUGCAAACGAGAUGGAUGCUGUCAGCAUCUUCGCCCUUGCUGCACACCCUGAUUUUGCGGAUGGGGUCUCGGAAGCCCUUGGCGCCCGCAUGCUUCGCGUGCUGCGUGGCAACGCGCGGCACUUCACUGAGGAGCAGGCCCGCGUGUUGCAAGAAACGUGUGCUGUGGCCCAACGCUUUGGGAGUGCGAUUCCUGCGGGAGAUUGCAAGAACGAGGGCGAGACAGAUUCCGGCCUUGGCCCCGGCACCAACGCACAGGAGGAGCAGAUGAAACUUCGGCAGCAGCAGCUUCAAGAUAUGCAGGCCGCAGCUACGGCACGGCGGCGGCGGCUCAUCGACGUGGACAUUGGCGAACAGCAGCGGCGCUGCGCUCUCUUCGCCAACCUCGCCAGGGGCUCGGUCGAUCCUUUGCUCCCCAUUGUGGCUCGGGCACUUCAUCCAGAAGGCAUCGAUUUCCUCGAGGAGGGCCUGGAGAUGCUGACCUAUCUCACGGCCUUCUGUGCCAAGCCCAUCUCUCCAGCACUUUGGGGUCCGUUCCCAAGGCUCUAUCAGGCGGUCUGUGGCAAGUCCACGGCCUCUUUGCAGCUGCCGGAGGUGUUGGAGGGCGGCUGGGCUCCAGAUUUCAUGACCAGCAUCCUGGAGCCGAUGUUGAACUACAUCGCCCGCGGCCCCAUCGAGAUCCUCUUCUCUGGCACCUGGGCCGAGGGCAGCAUGACCUAUGCCGACAUGGUCUUCAACAUGGUCAAGAAGGUCUUGCACUUGCCGGGCGUCGGCUCGGAGAAGGACGCCGCAGCUGCCGCCGAACUGGCUACAGCACUCUUCGCCCACGCGACACCUCCAGUUGCCGAUGCAUGGCUUCCUGCUUACUUCGGAGAAUUCUGGACACGGGUGGCCGAAGUUGAGACCAGCGACCUUCGGCAAGCUCUGCUAGUGGCCUUUGCCACGCAGAUGUGGUACAACCCGGAGCUUUUCCUCCGAUGCACUGAGCAGCGGGGAGUCACCACCCAGCUUUUUGAGGUGUGGAUGCAGAAGAUAUCUUCACUCCGCCGCUUGAAGCAUCGGAAGGUGGCGCUGUUGGGCUUGGUCCAACUUCUCCGUAUGGGCUGUGCGCAGGCACUCCCGGCCAACCUUGCCCAAGGACUGCCCCACCUUGUCACCACCUUGGCCGUCCAAAGCAAAGAGACCAUCCGACUCAGGGAGAAGGCAGCGAGCCGGCCCAAUGAUGAGGAUACAGACAGCGAGGAGGACGGGACUGCUGAGCCAGGGCAGAUGGACCAG
Molecule: messenger RNA, 2652 nt
Organism: Symbiodinium sp. CCMP2592
Lineage: Eukaryota; Dinophyceae; Suessiales; Symbiodiniaceae
Source: the annotation of a GenBank genome assembly